AUGGGACGGAAAAAGGAAAAGAACACUGAAGACCCAGAGGAGCCCGCGGACAUCUCUGAGAGUACAGAGUCUGAGAUCAGCCACCUGUCUCCCUCUAAUAAGGAGACCAUCAUGAUCACCGUCCACGGGGCCACCAAUCUACCCACCUGCAAGGAUGGCUCUGAACCAUGGCCCUAUGUGGUGGCGAACAGCACAUCUGAGGAUGCGAACAACCAGAGCUCCAAGGCAGUCACAUCUGUGACCUCAGAGCCCACCAGAUCCCCUGUCUGGGGGGACACAGUGAAAGUGGAGAUCCAAGCGGCAAAUGUUGGGCAAGAAGAUGUGGUCCUCAAGGUGGUGGACAACAAAAAUAAAGAGGCAUUAUUGUCCUAUGAAAUCCCUAUCAAGUACCUGCGUGUUUUCCACCCCUACCACUUUGAGCUGGUAAAGCCUACCUGGUCUGGGAAAGAUAACAAAAAGACUAGCAAGACGCAACUGUACACUACGGUCAUUCGGAAGUGUAGCUUCAUCCCCCGCUAUGUCGGCUGCAGCCACACAGCUCUGGAGGUCUUUCUACAUGGAGUCAAUGAGCCCCUAGCCAACAACCCCAACCCCAUGGUGGUGAUUGCCCGGGUAGUUCCCAACUACAAGGAAUUCAAGGCCAGCCAGCUAAACAGGGACCUCACCUCCGUGGGGCUGCCUAUCACCCCAGUCCCUUUCCCUAUCCCAUCCAUGAUGAACUUUGAUGUGCCUCGGGUCAGCCAGAACGGGUGCCCUCAGCUGUCCAAGCCUGGGGGACCCCCGGAGCAGCCCCAGUGGAAUCAAUCCUUCCUCUUCCAAGGUAGAGAUGGAGCCACCAACUUCUCAGAAGACACAGCCCUGGUACUGGAGUACUACUCCUCCACUUCAAUGAAAGGCAGCCAGCCCUGGACCCUCGCCCAGCCCCUGGGCACCUCAGUGCUGCCACUAAAGAGUCGUUUGUACAGGAAGAUGCUGACAGGGAAAGGCCUGGAUGGGCUACGCGUGGCACGGCUCCCCAUUAUGGAAACCACUCUGAAAACCAUAAAUGGCGAGACCCCCACAGUGGAUCUCUCCUUCCAGCUGAUUUCCUCUGAGAGGCCAGAAAAGUUCUUGACGCAAAACAACACCAAGGCUUUGCCCACCCUGGACUCAAAGAUCCUAGAUGAGAAGCUAGGAACCAUCCGAGAGUCCUGGUCCAAGGCCACAGCAAGCUCUGUAAUGGACUCCAGCACAACCUCCUCCUCGGUGGCAGAGGAGGAGUCUCCAGUGUCAGAGAUGACCCGAGAUACAGAGUUGAACAACUACCGGCGGGCCAUGAAGAAGAUGGCGGAGGACAUCCUGUCGCUGCAGAAACAUGCCAGCAUGCUGGAGGGGGAGAACCGCAUGCUGAGGAGCCAACUGACUGGGCUAGAGGUGGAAGAGGAGGAGGGCACAGCCCAGGAGGCCCAGAGUCUGGUGUCCAUGAAGCAGAAACUGCUGCUGAGCGAGAUGGACAUGAAGAAACUGAGGGACAAGGUGCAGCAUCUGCAGAACGAACUGAUUCGAAAGAAUGAUCGAGAGAAGGAGCUGCUCCUUCUGUACCAGGCUCAGCAGCCACAGGCUGCGCUGCUCAAACGGUACCAGGACAAGCUGCAGAAGAUGAAGGCACUGGAGGACACUGUGCGGCACCAGGAGAAGGUGAUCGAGAAGAUGGAGCGGGUGCUGGAGGACAGGCUGCGGGAGAGGACGGAGCCCCUACCUCCCAACAGGCUGCAAGGCAAGCCCAACCUGGCCCUACCUAUGCGCUCAGCCUCUGGCCUUCCCCUGGGUUCUACAGGAGAGAACCUGCCAGGCGACCUUUACUCGGUGCUGCUGGCAGAAAACUCAAGGCUGCGGGCAGAGCUGGAUAAGAACCGCCACCAGUCAGCCCCCAUCAUUCUGCAGCAGCAGUCACUGCCGGAUAUCCUCAGCAGUUCCUCAGACAAGUUUAACCUCCUGGCCAAACUGGAACGAGCUCAAAGCCGGAUCCUGUCCCUGGAGAGCCAGUUAGAGGACUCAGCUCGACGCUGGGCACGCGAGAAGCAGGACUUGGCCAUACGGCUGCAGGAGCAAGAAAAUGGCUUCAGACACCCCUCAAACUCCAUCAUCACAGAACAGCCAAAUGCCCCCGCCCAAUCCAAGGACCUCAAGCGGCCCUCAAAGCUGGAGCCCUUGCUGUCCAGCUCAGAGACUAAGCUCAACGAGCCCGUGAGCUCCCAGGUGACUUCUAAGUCUCAGCAGGCCUGAGCACUGGGGCAGGCCACCUUCUCCAUGUGCUGGACAAUCUCAUCUUCACCCACUAAAAAUGACGUUAUAAAAUGCUGUAGCUC
Molecule: messenger RNA, 2348 nt
Organism: Otolemur garnettii (small-eared galago)
Lineage: Eukaryota; Metazoa; Chordata; Mammalia; Primates; Galagidae
Gene: CCDC33
Product: coiled-coil domain containing 33
Exons: 19
Coding region: 1-2265 (754 amino acids)
Cellular component (GO): peroxisome
Source: RefSeq, a predicted model, not a curated record